Messenger RNA from Pelobates cultripes (western spadefoot toad), 231 nucleotides. Lineage: Eukaryota; Metazoa; Chordata; Amphibia; Anura; Pelobatidae. The record is from the annotation of a GenBank genome assembly.
GACCACGCAAAAAUCACCACAAACAUACGCACCUAAGACCAACGACAACAAGAGAACCCAACAUCACCAACAACACACCCACUCCAAUGACAAAGGGGAAAAAACCUAAAGGAAACUCAGGACAACACACGCUGACCCCCGACCCUCACCAUUAUUCCCCACACCAAACUAAACAGACGAGAAAAGACCAAAGCCGCAAAUUACCCAAAACUCAAUGCCCACAACUAAGAG